AUGUCUUCGUCCGUCGUCGAAGCCACCGCGGAUGCUUCACCGCAUCUCCGCGUGUCCGCAUCCAAGAAGAGCCAGGCUCCGCAAACCACCUCCGACAAAACAGAGCCUUCUACCAGAAUCGAUCCUCCAGAAGCCUCCGCGGUCGAUGAUCACUUCUUUUGGACAUACACAGAGGAGCCGCAUCGCUCCAGGCGACAAGCCAUCAUCAAAGCUCACCCGGAGGUUACCAAGCUCUGCGGACCAGAGCCCCUGACCAAAUAUGUCGUUCUGGGCGUCGUCUCCCUUCAGAUCCUCUGCGCCUACCUGCUCCGCAACACGUCCAUGUUCGACUGGAGAUUUCUCGCGACUGCAUACGUGAUCGGAGCCACCUCGAACCAGAACCUCUUCCUCGCCAUCCACGAGAUCUCCCAUAACCUCGCCUUCCGGUCUGCUAUGGCCAACCGUCUCUUGGCCAUCUUCGCCAAUAUCCCGAUCGGUUUGCCCUAUAGCGCUGCAUUCCGGCCCUACCAUCUCACCCACCACAAGUCCCUCGGUGUCGCAGGCCUAGAUACCGACCUUCCCACCGCCGUCGAAGCCUUCCUCCUCGACUCCCUUCUAGGAAAGGCAUUCUUCUGCACCUUCCAGAUCUUCUUCUACGCCGUCCGCCCCAUGUUCAUCUACAGCCCCCCCUUCACCUCCAUUCACGUCCUGAACCUGAUCACUCAGCUCACCUUCGACUACGCUUUGACCAAGUUCUGCGGCGGCUCCCUCCAACCUCUUCUAUACCUCCUUCUGAGCUCCUUCCUAGCCGGCUCUCUCCACCCCUGUGCCGGCCACUUCAUCGCAGAGCACUACUUCUUCUCCCGCGUCGACCACGGUACCGAGUCUAUCCAAGAGCAGAAGAACAACCAGAAGAAGUCCCACCCUCUCGACUCCCUUCCCCCACCGGAAACCUACUCCUACUACGGCCCCCUCAACUUCUUCACCUACAACGUGGGCCUGCAUAACGAACACCACGACUUCCCCGCUAUCCCCUGGACAAGACUGCACGAGCUCCACCGCAUCGCUAGCGAAUUCUACGAGCCCCUCCCCUGCCACCACAGCUGGGUGUGGGUGAUCUGGACAUUCAUCCUGGACAAGAACGUCGGCAUGUGGUGUCGGGUUAAGCGUGCGCAGGGCGGUCGUCUCGUUGGUGGUGGUGGUGGUGGUAGCGGACGCGCAGGUGAAAGCAUCUCGGCUUCGUCGGCUGGUCCGGAAGGGGAGUCGGGAGAUGGGUGGAAGGAGAGUGAGAUUCAGAAUUGA
Messenger RNA from Aspergillus niger, 1281 nucleotides. RefSeq lists its product as uncharacterized. Bases 1 to 1281 code for a protein of 426 amino acids. Gene Ontology annotation, molecular function: sphingolipid delta-4 desaturase activity. The record is from RefSeq and is a predicted model, not a curated record. Gene Ontology annotation, cellular component: membrane. NCBI's taxonomy places the organism in Eukaryota, Fungi, Ascomycota, Eurotiomycetes, Eurotiales, Aspergillaceae. Gene Ontology annotation, biological process: ceramide biosynthetic process. The transcript is spliced from 3 exons.